Molecule: messenger RNA, 757 nt
Organism: Manis pentadactyla (Chinese pangolin)
Lineage: Eukaryota; Metazoa; Chordata; Mammalia; Pholidota; Manidae
Exons: 3
Coding region: 1-696 (231 amino acids)
Source: RefSeq, a predicted model, not a curated record
AUGUUUAUUAGAAUAAAGUUCUAUUUAUCCCUCCACAGGGCUCAGCCCCCACCUGCAGCCGCGGGGUGCCAUUGCCCUGCCAGGGUGGGGACCGGGAGGGCCUCGGGCCCCGGGGCAAGGGGCGGGGCUCGCGCUGGACUCACACAAGCCAGGACACAGACGCCACCAGGCUGGGUGGGACACCGUGAGCUUUAUUUACUCGGAGUCAUUGCAACAGUCUCAAGCAGACGACACAGGUCACAUUGGGCCACCAGCCCCACAGAGCGGCACCGGCCUGGGUCCACCUGCAACAAGCCCACCCGCCCCCAGCCAGAGCUGCACAGCCGGCUGGCAGGCUCACGGACCUCGUGGCCAGUGACCGCGGGCCCCGUGCUGCGCCCUCACGCCGCACCACUUCCUUCUCCCCCAGCUCCACCUCACCCCUUGCUCCUCCUGAACAAAUGCGCGCCCUGCUGCCCUGGUGUGGCCGAAGCGGUCAGCGUGCGGCGGCUCCGGCUCAGGGAGCCCUUUGUCCACGAGAUGCUGCAACAUCCGAUCCAGGGAAUGAGACACAGAUGCCAAGCCAGCCUCUUGGUUAGAGAAGAGAAGCAGCACACGCACAAAGUGCCAGAACCACAGUCCACACUGACCAGCCCUACAUGCUCACCAGCCGCAGUCCCUCACCACCUCCGCACCGGGCAAAACGCCCCAGCCUGACUACUGGCCAGGGCCUGAGGACCUCCCCCAUCCCCUUAACACCUACUGAGGACUUUCGCUU